Molecule: messenger RNA, 2490 nt
Organism: Botrytis byssoidea
Lineage: Eukaryota; Fungi; Ascomycota; Leotiomycetes; Helotiales; Sclerotiniaceae
Exons: 4
Coding region: 1-2490 (829 amino acids)
Biological process (GO): DNA-templated transcription; regulation of DNA-templated transcription
Molecular function (GO): DNA binding; DNA-binding transcription factor activity, RNA polymerase II-specific; zinc ion binding
Source: RefSeq, a predicted model, not a curated record
AUGGAUCCCGCAUCUCUGAGCUUGUUGCAAUCCGCUGUGCACGACGAGGAGCAACGAGAUUUGGCAAUGGGAGAACCUUCCGGAGCCCAAUUAUCGCAACCACAAUCUCCCGGUGCUAAGUCGAAAAAGAGGAAGUCAUUAGAUGGAGCAGAAACCGCAGUUCCCGAAAAGAAAAAACGUUCUUCAAUCGCAUGUACAAAUUGUAGAAGUCGAAAAGUACGGUGUGAUGUGGAGCGUAGUGAGCGCGUCAAUGACGCUGGGGAAAGAGUAUGUAACAACUGUGCAAUUGAUGGAAUACAAUGCUUAGUCCCUGGAAGUAAAAGGAGAAGAACCAAACGAGGCAGUAGCGAUAUCGCCGCCGAAGCAGUUCCCCUCCAAGCCUACACGGACAAUAUUGUAUAUUCCCAACAAGCUUCAAAUAAUGAGAUAAGACGGGCAUCCAGGCCCAGCGUUACGUCCCAAUCCCAGCAUUCACAUGAGCAUGUGCCUCAUUCAAUCUACCAGUCAGCCCUUCAUUCAAAGGAAAGCGAUGAUAUUGAUGGGCAAAGGCUGGCACAGCUUGCGCAUCGAGCUUCUAUUACUGGCGAUUUAGUUCGCACACGCCUGGCAUCCUCCCCACCUCCUUCUUUGAAACAUUCACUUCCGGCAUAUAUCAACCCCCUUCCUUCGAAAAUGACCUCUGUCGACAUAGACUAUUUGUGGGCGAAAAGCGCAUUACUUAUUCCCGAACCUCCGCUACGAAACGCUCUACUUCAAGCUUUCAUCGAAUACAUUUAUCCAUAUAUGCCACUUCUAGAAUUACACAAAGUUUUACAGAUAAUCAAUGACGAAGGGGCGUCUGGCGCAAUGAGUCUCUUGCUUUUCCAAUCAAUAAUGUUCUCUGGGACAGCCUUUGUGGAUAUGGAAAGCUUGAGGCGCGCUGGGCAUCGUACAAGGAAAGCAGCGAGGAAAGCAUUUUUCCAGCGGGCCAGAGUUCUGUAUGAUCUAGACUACGAAAAUGACAUGCUAACUGUAGUGCAAUCUCUCCUUCUCAUGACAUACUGGUAUGAAACGCCCGAAGAUCACAAAGACACUUGGCAUUGGAUGGGCAGAGCGAUUGAUCAUGCAUACACGCUUGCGUUGCAUCGGGAUCCGAAAGGAAUGGAUGCUGAUCAUAAGCUAAGAAAACGGGUAUGGUGGUCAUGUUUUAUGAGAGACCGACUCAUCGCGCUGGGAAUGAGACGUCCGACUAGGGUUAAGGAUGAAGAUUGUGACGUACCAAUGCUGGUUGAAGGUGAUUUCGAGAUCAAGGCACUCGAUCCACGGAUUUCAAUAAUUUCGCCGAAAUGUUCUUUGAUAAGAGAUGUUGAGGCUCAACGAGAGUUGGCUCUCAUGUGCAUCUCGAAAGCUGAAUUGUGUUUAUGUAUCAGCCAAAUCUUGGUGGCUCAAUACUCGGUCCUCGGAAGACAUCAAAGUGCUUCCAGCCAAUCUGAAAAUACUACGUCACAGAUUAUGCUGUUUCCCAAGAAGUCGGCGUCGUCAGAAGAGGUCGAGCAAUGCGAUUUGGCACUCGAUUUAUGGAAGAAAAAUCUUCCUCAAGCAUGCGUCUACUCGAAUCAGUUGAGAAAAGGGAACAGUGGGCAACCAUUGUUUGUGGCAUGUGCAUUGUUACAUAUGAUAUAUUUCACUGCGACAUCUGCCUUGCACAGACCACGAGUUUUACCUGCAGGACCAAAUCAACCGGAACCACAAACGCUUUUCGCGCUUUCACGUGAAGUGGUGACUAACGCUGCUAUUGGGACUACGAACAUUGUUCAUGAUAUGCAUAAUUACGAUCUGGAGAAGUACCUUCCCACCACGGGCGUGACAGCUCUACUUCCAGCCAUCAUUAUUCAUCUAUUGUUGGUCAGGUCUCCACAGGAGAAUGAGAGGCAGCCUGCUCUGGAAGGCUUUUGUCUAUGUAUGACUGUUCUUGAGAGUUUGCGCGAUAAUUACUCGUCAGCAGAUUACGCUACUCAAUUCUUAGAGGCAGCCGUUCGAAAAGCAGGCAUGGAGGAGAUCAUAGGCCGUGCUAGAGAGACGGCAAGACGUGAAGAUGCUAAGCGCAAAGCGGCUUUGGCAUAUGAGAGAAAGCGAGCACAGCUGGAACGUGCACAGCGGUCUAUGGAUGAAAGAAUCACACCACCAGUGGACACUCAAUUAAAUGGUUUCGAGUCUUUGGGCACCCUCGUUGAUAGUUCAUCUGCGAUAUACAAUGGCCACUUUGCUCAUUCGCCUCCAGAUAGUGACGCUGUUCUUGGUGGAACAGGUUCGAAGGUUUCCCAUGAUCCGAAUGAUAUGUUUGAAUUCUUGGACAUCAACUAUAAUGAUGGUGGUGAAUCGGGAGGAUUUUAUGAUAUGGAUCUAUUCAGUAGAGAGAUUCCGGGAUUUGGUAGCAGAAUGCCUAGUCCUCAACCUGGGGAUAAUCUUACGCUGUUUGAUCAACCUUACAUGGAUGUUCUGGGUAUUUAA